AGUGUCUGCGCGAUCCGCGACGUCGCGACGCGUCCACAAUGGCGACUGCGUUAGCAUGAGCGGGCCUCCGUUGUCAAGCGGUUUCCAGACGUUGCGGCGGGAGCCGCAGUCGUCUUAGACCCGGCCGGCGGGGAGCACAGAGCACCUUGUGCUCGCUCCCGCCGCGUUGUGGAUCGAGCGGCGGUGUCAAGACCCAGCGGGGCGAGCCAGCGUCAGUUCGGCCUCUUCGCUCUCCCGGACCCUGCCACUGGGCUAAGUCGGCAACAUGAGCUGCAACAACUUGGAUGAGAACGACGAGUUUGAUGAGCAGUUGCGAAUGCAAGAAUUGUACGGAGGCACUGAGGACGGCGACACCGAGAAAGAUCCCGGUGGAGAAAACGAUUCUUUCCGGCAGCAGUCGACUGACACCCCAUACGAGUGGGACCUGGACAAGAAGGCUUGGUUCCCCAAGAUCACUGAAGAUUUUAUUGCUACAUAUCAGGCCAAUUAUGGCUUUCCUAACGAUGGUGCGUCUAGUUCUACUGCGAAUGUCCAAGAUGUCAGUGCUAGGACUGCAGAAGAACCUCCGCAAAGAAAAUCCCCCGAACCCAGUGAUACCAAAAAGAGGGGAGAAAAGAGAAAGGGUGAAUCAGGAUGGUUUCAUGUUGAAGAGGACAGAAACACAAAUGUGUAUGUGUCUGGUUUGCCUCCAGAUAUUACAGUGGAUGAAUUUAUACAGCUCAUGUCCAAGUUUGGCAUUAUUAUGAGAGAUCCUCACACAGAAGAAUUUAAGGUCAAGCUUUACAAAGAUAAUCAAGGAAAUCUUAAAGGAGAUGGACUUUGCUGUUAUUUGAAGAGAGAAUCUGUGGAUCUUGCAUUAAAACUUUUGGAUGACGAUGAAAUUAGAGGCUACAAAUUACAUGUGGAGGUGGCAAAGUUUCAACUGAAGGGGGAGUACGACGCCUCAAAGAAGAGGAAGAAGUGCAAAGACUACAAGAAAAAGCUGUCUAUGCAACAAAAGCAGUUGGAUUGGAGACCUGAGAGAAGAGCUGGCCCGUCCCGAAUGCGCCACGAGCGAGUUGUCAUCAUCAGAAAUAUGUUUCAUCCUAUGGAUUUUGAGGAUGAUCCACUGGUGCUGAACGAGAUCAGAGAAGACCUGCGGGUGGAAUGUUCAAAGUUUGGACAAGUUAGGAAGCUCCUUCUCUUUGAUAGACACCCUGAUGGUGUGGCCUCUGUGUCCUUUAGGGAUCCGGAGGAAGCUGAUUAUUGUAUUCAGACCCUCAAUGGAAGGUGGUUUGGUGGCCGUCAAAUCACUGCCCAAGCGUGGGAUGGGACUACAGAUUAUCAGGUGGAGGAGACCACGAGAGAAAGGGAGGAAAGGCUGAGAGGAUGGGAGGUUUUCCUCAACACUCCCGAAGCCAACAGAGGCCUUCAGCGUUCAGAUUCCGUCUGGGCUCCAGAAAGGGCGGGGCCUUCUAGAGUUAGGCAUUUUUCAGAGCACCCUUGCACAUCUCAAACGAAUGUUCAAGAAGCCGCAACUGAAAUGGCAUUUGAAGAACCUAUAGAUGAAAAGAAGUUUGAAAAAACAGAAGAUGGGGGAGAAGUUGAAGAAGCUGCUUCUGAAAAAGAUGCUAAAGAAAGUGGCCCUGAAAAGGAGGCUGAAGAAGGCUGUCCCCAGAAAGAAUCUGAAGAGAGCUGCCUCGAAAGAGAGUUUGAGGAAGGCUGUCCCAAAAGAGAGCGUGAAGAAGACCUCCCCGACAGAGAGUCCGGAGAACGCAGCCCCAAGAAAGAGCAUGAAGAGGGUAGUCCUAAAGAAGAGUCGAAAGAGAAUGGCGCAGAAAGAGAGUCCAAAAAGAAGAGACUCAAAACAGAUCCUGAUGAGAACGGCCUUGAGCAGGAGCCUGAGGAGGAGGCCAGCCCCCAGAAGGCAGCUGAAGAUGGCAGCUCAGAACAAGGGUCUGAAGAGUGCUCGGAAAAGCAGUUUGAAGACGACUCUGAAAAAGAGUUAGAAGAAAACGGCCUUGAGAAAGGUUUUGAGGACGAGGGCUCUGAGAAGGAAUUUAAUGAAAACGUUCUUGAAAAAGAGAUAGGGGAAAAUGACUCUGAAAAAUCAGAAUUCGAAGAUGACAGCUCUGGGAAAGUGUUUGAUGAAGAAGGCUCUGAGAAGGAGUUUGACGAAGAGUCAGAUGAGAAGGAAGAAGAGGAAGAUGUGUAUGAAAAAGUAUUUGACGAUGAGUCGGAUGAAAAAGAGGACGAAGAAGAUGCAGAAGAAAAGGGUCUGGAAGACGCGGAUGAAAAGGACGAAGAAGACGAUGCAGAUGAAAAGGUGUUUGAAGAUUCAGAUGGAAAAGAAGAUGAGGAAGAUGUAGAUGGAAAGGAAAUUGAAGCCAUAGAUGAAAAGAUGUUCGAAGAUGACGAUUCCAACGAGAAGUUGUUUGAUGACGAUGCCAGUGACAAGUUGUUUGAAGAUUCCGAUGAGAGAGGGACUGUGGGUGAUUUAGGGAAUGUUAAGGAGGAAGGGCCCCUGUCCACAGGCAGCAGCUUUGUCCUCAGUAGUGAUGACGACGAUGAAGACGAUGAUGAUGACGUUUAAUCCCUUAAACUUGCUUUGGAGGGUGAUUCCUCCAUCUCCAUUUUGCCUCUGCUCCAGGGUAAUUAACCAGUAGUGUUACAACGUGUGCAUAGAGGUAGGAUGCCCUCAGAUCAAUGCAGUGAAAUGUGUCUGGUUAUCUGUACUGACCGAUUUUAAAUAUAUGUGAACAAGUCAA
Molecule: messenger RNA, 2747 nt
Organism: Balaenoptera ricei (Rice's whale)
Lineage: Eukaryota; Metazoa; Chordata; Mammalia; Artiodactyla; Balaenopteridae
Gene: HTATSF1
Product: HIV-1 Tat specific factor 1
Exons: 10
Coding region: 266-2572 (768 amino acids)
Biological process (GO): mRNA splicing, via spliceosome
Cellular component (GO): U2-type spliceosomal complex; U2 snRNP
Molecular function (GO): RNA binding
Source: RefSeq, a predicted model, not a curated record